AUGACGGGCAUCGACAGGAUUUUCGAAGACCAAAAAGCAAACAUUGCCAUAUCGCAUGACCGCUACCGACCAUUUAGUUCCAUUGACGCACUUGAUCAAACGCUUGCUGAAAAUUUACGGAAGAUGAAGUACGAUCGACUUCUGCCAAUGCAGGCGUAUGCAAUAUCUGUGAUAAUGGACGGCGCCAAGCUGGUUGUACGUGCGCCAACUGGUAGCGGGAAAACGGCUGCCUUUUUAAUUCCUGCCAUCCAAAGGGUCAUCGAUCAUCAUGAGAAGAUUACCAGGAGGACACAACUACCACUUGUUUUGAUUAUUGGUAAUACGCAGAACCUGAUGGAGCAAACAUAUAAGUUCGCGUGUUCAAUGGCUGGAUACGAACCAGAUACCAAAGUAUCGCGGACUCAAGUGCGGAUAUUAGACCUCUUUAGUGGUGGUUACGGUAUGUCUCUUAUACACAGACACAGCACAACAAUAGACCACGAAAUCGUUAUUGCUACAUGUGGCGGAGUAUUGAAAGCUACUGAUUUUGGAAAGUUGAAUUUGUCAGAACUGCAGCUUCUUAUCAUUGAUGAAGCUGACAAAAUGACCGAUUCCUCGCGUGGUGCUGGCUAUGAUGUCUCCGAAAUUUUAUCCAGGAUCCCUGAAGAGACUAGGCAAAAGCUCCAGGUGGUUGAAUUGUCCGCGACGUUUUGUGAAGAAGAGAACAAUGUGGUGCUGACGGAUUUGGAGAAAGAUCUUUUUGGUGCUGAUAUACCAGUCUUCAUUGACCUUCCUGCUCCUAAAGGUUAUGUUACACAGAGAGUAAUCGAGAAGGGCGAACGAACACCCCUGUAUGUCCAGCAGACUUUCGAUAAGGAUUUGUGCUGGUUAGUUGGAUUAAUUGAGGCGGAUUUGAAGCUUUAUGGAAUGAAAAAGGAAGGUCCUUUCAAAAAAUCGACCGUCAUUUUUGUGGAGAAGAAAAUCACUUCAAACUAUCUCGCCUUAUUUCUUCAACAGCUAGGAUAUUGUUUCGAACCAAUGAACUCGGACUACACCUAUCACAAUAAUAAAGAAACGAUCGAGAAUUUGCUGGACGGGAAAAUUCAAGGUUUAGUGGCCACCAACAAAAUUGCCCGUGGACAAGAUAUUCCAGAUGUGGAUCAUGUUAUCAUCUACGAAAUGGCAGAAUCCUUUAAUGAUUACAAGCACAGAAUUGGUCGCACUGGUCGCAUGGGUCAAGGAGGACGAGCCACCGUUAUGUUUAAUAUUCAAAAAGAUGAGGCACAUAUUGUACCUUUCGUUGACUUUUUGAAGUAUCACAAUCAGAUCAUACCGCAAUGGCUAUGGGACUUGUACUGCUCGCGUACUCAUGCGGAACAGAAUGCGUAA
Molecule: messenger RNA, 1368 nt
Organism: Cooperia oncophora
Lineage: Eukaryota; Metazoa; Nematoda; Chromadorea; Rhabditida; Trichostrongylidae
Source: the annotation of a GenBank genome assembly